GCCGCUUUUCUAAAUUCUAACAGCAAAAUCAGAGACAAAAAGCAAACUGAAACAAAACUGGAGAAGGAAAGGGUUUAAGUAUCUCAGGGUUUUAAACCUUUUCAACUCUCCAGCUACAACAAAAACUCAUUUUGAACAGCGUCGACAAUAACCAUGGCGACGGCGUCUCAUGCUCAGGCCGUCAAGUCACUCAAUAAAUCCCCUGGUGGCCGCCGCUUUGUUUUCAAGUCUUUGUCUCAGAGAAUAGUAGAAAUUGAAAUUGAUGUCUAUAGAAGCCUUGAUAAAGUCAAGUCUCAGCCAUCUGAGGGGUCCUCCUUUUUCCGGGAUUGCCUUGUAGAAUGGAGGGAAUUGAAUACAGCAGAGGACUUCAUCUCGUUUUAUGAGAAGAUGAUGCCCUUAGUGCAGACAUUACCUUUAAUUCUAUUGCACAAAGAAUCAAUUUUCUCAGAACUUCUUUCUAGAUUACAAAUGAAAGCACGUUUAUCUCUUGAGCCUAUUCUCAGGCUAAUUGCAGCACUAUCUAGAGAUCUACUUGAAGAUUUCAUCUUCUUUUUGCCUAAGAUUGUGGAUUCAUUUUCCUUUCUUCUAGAAAAUGGUGCUGACAGGGAGCCAGAGAUUAUCGAGCAGAUUUUUACAUCAUGGUCUUAUAUUCUGAUGUAUUUGCAAAAGUAUCUUGUGAAGGAUGUUGUUCACGUGCUCAAGGUGACAGAAAAAUUAAGGUACUACCCAAAGGUUUAUGUACAAGAAUUUAUGGCAGCGGCAACAUCAUUCUUGCUGAGAAGUGCUCCCAAUGAGCAACUGAAAAAAGGCAUUAGAAAGAUCAUGUUUGAGGUUGUGAAAAAGCCAUUACUUGUGCGAAAACCUGGAGUUAGUGGCUUGCUAUAUCAUACCAUGAGAGGAACCCCUUCAAGAUUCCAUUCAAGAGCAGAUCGGGUAUUGCAGCUAUUGACAGAAAGUUCAAUAUUUACUAUUGGUGAUAAGUUUGACCAAGGCGUGGACGUUAUUAUUGAAGUCAUAACUUCUGCCUUUCAAAGAGAGUGUGAGGAUAUGGAACCAAAGGAAUUAGCUAUGUUGUGGAAUUGUUUAUAUCAGAAAAUAGAGAAGGCUCUAAAUGAUGACUACCGCCAUCUAAGCUGCCUUCUAUCACUGCUUAUAUCAACUGUCUCGAUCCAUGAUGGGGCGAAGGUUUCUGAUUACCAACCAAUGAUUGAACUAGUAAGGUCAAUUGUUCAGAAGUUUGUUGUGUCAUCUAGCAUAGUGGUGGCAGAAGACAAUUCUGAAGUUAUUGAUAAGGUUCUGCGGUUAAUGCUGUGUAUUCUUGAUGGACUCAAGAGUUUCAAUGAUACAUCUUCUAUAUCUUGCUGCUCAUUCCACUGGGCUCCUGUGUUUGCACUAAGGAACUCGAGUUGUUUGACUUUUAUUAGGGAACUGCUGGCAAAGGACACUUGUAUAGUACAUGCAUUCAGAGUUAAUAUUUUAAGUGCGAUGAAUGAUUUAAUGGAAACUUCACAGAAGGAAGUUGUGUGCCUGCUUAUGUCCUUCUGUGAGAGACUGCAAGAGGACCCUUUAGGCUCUGGCUUCUUAGAUGGAACAUCAGAAGAAGGGCUUUCAAGAAUUCGUGGUUUUCUAAAGGGUACAAUGUGCUCAUGGGUUGGAAUGAUCAACAAUAUUACUCUCGGUAAUCCAUCAUGUACUGUAAUUAGCAAGGAUGAGUUGGCUCUGCUAUGGGGAGUCAUCUGCUGCUAUCCCUAUAUGAUGGAUAUCCGAGAAAAGCCAUCCUUGCUAAUGGAUUUCAUAGAUGCACUUGAUGGCCUCUUGAUGAUUGGAGAUGAAAGCAUUGCUGGUGUUUCUAAACGUACUUGGCAAAGCCUGCUAGGAGCUGCUUUAAAUUCCUAUUUCAAAUGUGGGAAAGAAGAAUCUGGGCUUGAAGAGACAAGCAAAAUUUUGUAUCUUGCAAGAACAUACAAAUCAUCCUCGCAUAUAUUAUCUGCUAUUGCUGAUUGUUUGGAUUCCGUGCAUGGGCCAACAAUGGAGGCAUAUCGGAACCACAUAUCAUAUCAUCCUGAGUUAGCAAGAAAUAAGGCUGUGGAUGCACUAGGCAUAUUUGCUAAUAACUUGUGCAACUCAGACAAGGAAAUUCGUGUUUCAACCCUAAGAAUUCUGUGCCAUUAUCAAUAUCUAGACUCUGAAAUAUCUGCUGAAGAUCGGCGUCCUGAGAAGAGAAUGAAAACAGAAGUUGCUCAGACUCAUCCUGCAGAUAUUUCUAGCAUGGAUGUUCUCCAUCUCCUCCUCUCUAUUGAGGCAACUCCUCUUUCAAUUUCUACAAGCAGGAAAGUUAUCCUAUUAAUCUCUAAAAUGCAAAUGGGCCUCUCUGCUGGAAGAAUAUCUAAAACUUACAUACCUAUUGUUUUGAGUGGAAUAAUAGGCAUCUUCCACAACCGUUUCAGUUACCUGUGGAACCCGGCAUCUGAGUGCCUUGCAGUUCUGAUUGGGGAAAAUGCGACACUUGUGUGGGACAAGUUUGUCCAUUAUUUUGAGAAAUGUCUAUCUGUAUUUCAGUCAUCCCAUGAUAAGCUUGAUGGAGAAAAUACUGAAUUGCCUUACAAGUCCAAUGAAUUGAUCGAUCGUUUUAAUUCUUUUGCUGUUCCUGAAUCCGAUAGCACGCCACAUGCAACAGUUCUAUCCUCAUUGCUGCAGACUUUACAAAAAAUUCCUUCUAUAGCUGAGGCUCAUUCUCGACAAAUUGUACCGUUGUUCUUGAAGUAUUUGGGCUACGAAAAUGAUGAUCUUCACAGUGUGGGGUCAUUCAAUUCAGAUUCUUGCAAUGGCAAGGAGUGGAGGGGCGUCCUCAAAGAAUGGUUGAACUUGUUCAGACUUAUGCGGAACCCUAAGGCCUUUUACUGGAGUCAGUUCUUAAAAGAUGUUUUGCUAAUAAGGCUUAUGGAUGAAAACGAUGCUGAAAUCCAGAUGAGGGUUCUUGAUUGUCUCUUAACCUGGAAAGAUGACUUUUUGCUCCCAUAUGAGGGGCAUCUGAGAAACUUGAUCAGUUCAAAACAUUUAAGAGAAGAACUAACAACAUGGAGUUUGAGCAGAGAAUCUCUUCUAAUUGAAGAAAGCCACAGAGCUAAUCUCUUACCUCUAAUUAUUUUUCUUCUAAUACCAAAAGUUAGGAAACCAAAGACACUUGCCUCUCGUAAGCAUACAAGUGCACAUCAUCGGAAGGCAGUUCUUCGGUUCAUAGCUGAACUUGAUGUCAAUGAGAUUUCUCUUUUCUUUGCUUUGUUAAUAAAGCCCUUGCAUAUUAUAUCAAAUGGAGCUAAUUCUACCAUGGGUAUGUUUUGGAGCUUACCCAAAAAUUCCACUGUUGAACUUCAACCACUAAAUAUCUUGAAGUACUUCACCUUGGAGAAUAUUAUGGCGCUCUCCUGGAAGAAGAAAUAUGGGUUUCUGCAUGUCAUUGAAGAUAUUCUUGGAGUUUUUGAUGAGUCACAUAUCAGACCUUUUCUAGAUUUGUUAAUGGGAUGCGUAAUUCGAAUGCUAAAAAGUUGCACUUCAAGUCUUGAUGUUGCAAAGGCCACUGGAACUGAAGGUCAUUCAUCUGUCAAUGUUCAAUUGCAUAAAGAUGACAGUGCUGCAGUGAAUAAAUCCCUGACCAGCACAGCUCUGAAGCAGUUAAGGGAUUUGAGGUCUUUGUGCCUGAAAAUUGUUUCUGUUGUUCUCAACAAGUAUGAUGAUCAUGAUUUUGGUUGCGAUUUGUGGGACAUGUUCUUCGCUUCAGUAAAAUCUUUAGUUGAUGGUUUCAAGCAGGAGGGUUGUAGUAGUGAGAAACCAAGUUCACUGUUCUCAUGCUUUUUGGCUAUGAGUAGCAGUCACCACCUUGUACCAUUAUUGUCUAGGGAAAUGAAUCUUGUUCCCGAUAUUUUCUCCAUCCUGACUGUUACUACUGCCUCUGAGGCUAUCAGGUCUUGUGUUCUUAAGUUCAUUGACAACCUGUUGAAUCUUGAUGAAGAGUUGGAUGAGGACAAUAAAGUAAAAGAUGUUCUACUUCCAAACCUUGAUCAACUUAUCAGCAGCUUGCACUGUUUCUUUCAGGGCAAUAGAGCAACCAAGAGUUAUACCGGGAAAUUGGCCAAAUAUCCCGAGGAAAUACACAUUAGGAUGUUCAAGAUGUUGUCAAAGUACAUCCGAGAUCAAUUGCAGUCGAACAAAUUUUUGGAUGUCCUGCUUCCAUCGUUGGCUAAAAGAUCCAAAGAUUCUGGCGCCUCUGUUGAAUGCUUGCAAGUCAUUCGAGACAUUAUACCAGUGUUAGGAAAUGAGAGCACUGCAAAAAUUCUUAAUGCUAUCUCUCCACUUCUAAUUUCUGUUGAAUUGGAUACGCGGUUGAAUAUUUGUGGUCUGCUUGAUGCUCUUGCUAAAAUUGAUCCUUCUGUACUCUUUGUGGCAAAACUUAUCCGUGAAUUGAAUGCAACCUCUACAGUGGAAAUGGGUGGCCUUGAUUAUGACACCAUAGUCAAUGCUUAUGCAAAGAUUGAUGUUGAGUUAUUCUAUUGCCUUCAAGAAGAUCAUGCAUUAGUUGUCUUGUCACAUUGUGUGUAUGAUAUGUCAUCAGAAGAGUUAAUCUUAAGGCACAGUGCUUAUAGGUCAUUGCUUACGUUUGUCGAAUUCUCCGCCGUGAUUCUUGGUGUAGAAGCUAAAAGUCAUUCUGGGACACCUCAGGUGAUUACAGCAAAGAGCAAAUGUAGUUGGACAACAACAUGCCUUCAACGUUUAAUGAACAAGUUCUUUUUGAAACACAUGGGGAAUGCAAUGAGGGAAGGAAGUUCAGUUAGAAAGGAAUGGAUUGAGUUACUACGAGAUAUGGUGUUAAAACUUCCAGAAGUGGAGAAUCUCAGUUACUUAAAGGCUCUGUGUUCUGCUGAUGCCGAACAAGAUUUUUUCAACAAUAUUAUUCAUUUGCAGAAACAUAGGAGGGCAAAGGCACUUUCACGCUUUAGUAAUGUUAUCAAUAAAAGUAACAUGUCAGAGGGCAUCAUGAAUAAAGUGUUUGUUCCACUCUUUUUCAAAAUGUUAUUAGAUGUACAAGGUGGAAAGGGAGAAAAUAUUAAAUCUGCAUGCCUUGAAGCUCUUGCUUCAAUUGCCUCUCAGAUGAAGUGGAAAUCAUAUUACGCAUUAUUGACUCGAUGCUUUCAUGAGAUGAAGAUGAAUUUGGAUAAGCAGAAGGUUUUAUUGCGGCUGGUUUGCUCAAUGUUGGACCAGUUCCAUUUUUCACAAAAUUCUUCCUGUGAAUUUGGCACUGAUAUCAUGGAGACAGGUUCUUUAGCUACAUUGCGCAAAUGUGAUAGUAAUUCUGUUGUAGCUGCCGAGAUACAGGCAUGCCUUCAUAAAACUGUGCUUCCAAUGAUGCAAAAGUUACUGGAUUUCGAUUCUGAUAAGGUCAAUGUUAAUGUCAAUGUGGCUGUUCUGAAAGUGUUGAAGUUGCUUCCUGGAGACAUAAUGGACUCGCAACUUCCAAGUAUCAUUCAUCGCAUUGCAAACCAUUUAAAGAAUCGGAUGGAAAGCAUCCGUGAUGAAGCUAGGCUUGCUUUGGCUGCUUGUUUAAAGGAGCUUGGGCUGGAAUAUUUGAAGUUUAUAGUCGGGGCCUUGAGAGCUACCUUGAAGCGAGGAUAUGAGCUUCAUGUGUUGGGGUAUACUCUGAACUUUAUUUUGUCAAAAUUUCUUUCAUCUCCCAUCUGUGGGAAAUUGGAUUAUUGUUUGGAAGAUCUCCUUUCUGUGGUAGAGAAUGAUAUUCUUGGGGAUGUUGGCGAGGAGAAAGAUGUAGAAAAGAUUGCUUCUAAAAUGAAAGAAACUAGGAAGCUGAAGUCUUUUGAUACAUUGAAAAUAAUUGCACAAAGCAUAACAUUUAAAAGUCAUGGCUUGAAACUUCUGUCACCUAUUAAAUCUUAUAUGCAGAAGCAUCUGACACCAAAAGUGAAAGCCAAAUUGGAAACUAUGUUAAAUCAGAUAGCGGCUGGUAUUGAAUGUAAUCCAUCUGUUGAUCAGACAAAUCUAUUUAUUUUUAUUUAUGGGUUUGUUGAAGAUGGAGUCAUUGAAGAAAUUGGUCAGGGGGAGAAUCCUUCUGGUACAGAGUUGAUACCCUACUCUAGACAUAAUGUGCUUAAGAAAACAGUUUCUUCAACCCAAGUUGUUGGAACUAAAUCAGGGUGCUCACAUCUUAUUACUGUGUUUGCUCUUGACUUAUUCCACAACCGAAUGAAGAGUGUGAAACUGGCUAAAGAAAAUGCAGAACUUCUGUCAAUGUUGGAUCCCUUUGUUAAACUGUUUGGCAGCUGCUUGAGUUCUAGAUAUGAAGAUAUAUUAUCUUCAUCCCUUAGAUGCCUUACUCCACUGCUAAGGCUACCUCUACCAUCACUUGUGUCACAGGCUGAUAAAAUAAAGGUGACAUUAUUAGAUAUUGCUCAGAGUUCUGUUAAUGCCAACAAUUCGCUGAUGCAAUCAUGUCUAAAAAUGUUAACUGUGCUCCUGCGAAGUACUAAAAUCACCCUUUCAUCUGAUCAACUGCGUCUACUAAUUCAGUUUCCGUUGUUUGUUGAUCUUGAGAGCAAUCCCUCUUUCAUUACCCUCGCACUUCUAAAAGCAGUAGUUAGUCGCAAGCUGGUUGUUCCUGAGAUAUAUGAUGUUAUGAUUCGGAUUGCAGAACUAAUAGUUAGAAGCCAAGUGGAUUCAAUUCGUAAGAAAUGCAGUCAGAUUUCGUUGCAAUUCUUACUUGAUUAUCAUCUUUCAGAAACAUACUUGCAACAACAUUUAGAUUUUCUGCUGAAGAACUUAAGUUAUGAGUAUUCAACUGGGAGAGAAGCAGUGCUGGAAAUGCUUCAUGCCAUAAUAAUCAAAUUUCCCAGAAACUUUCUGGAUAAACAUGCACAAACAAUAUUUAUCCAUUUGGUGCAGUGCUUGGUGAAUGACAAUGAUAGUAAAGUCCGUGCAAUGGCUGCUACAGUUAUAAAGCUUCUGAUUGGACGAGUAAGUCCGCAUUUACUGGAUUCCAUGCUCGAUUUUAGUCUGUCCUGGUAUGUGGAUGAGAAGCGGCGAUUGCAGAGUACUGGUGCACAGGCCUUGGGACUACUAGUCGAGGUCAUGACUAAAAGCUUUCAAAAGCAUAUCAGCAGUAUAUUGCCUGUCAGUAGAACUAUUUUGCAGGCUUCAGCUCAUGUUGUUGCUGAUAGACCAUCACUAGAUCUUUCUGUUGAAGUUGUUCCUCUAUGGAAAGAAGCUUAUUUUUCGUUAGUUUUGCUGGAGAAGAUUCUGCAUCAUUUUCAACACCUCAGCUUCAAAAGGGAUCUUGAGGAUAUAUGGGAAGCAGUAAGCGAGUUGCUCUUACAUCCACAUCCAUGGUUGCGCAACAUAUCAAGUCGCCUUGUGGCCUUUUACUUUGCUACUGCAACUAAGACCAGUAGGGAAAAUCAUGAAAAACCGUUGGGACAUUUUCUCCUUAUGAGGCCACAUAGGCUUUUUAUAAUAGCUGCUUCCCUCUGCUAUCAGCUAAAAACACAAGUCAUUGAUGAUGCUGCUGAAAACCUGAUUACACAGAAUCUCGUUUUUACAGUUUGUGCCAUCCAUUCUUUGAUGGGAAAAGCAGAAUGUCCAGAACCUUAUGUCUUCUGGACGGGUCUUGAACCACAUGAACAGGGGCUAUUUCUGAAAGCUUUUCAGUUGCUAGAGUCGAGAAAAGGAAAACAUGUGUUUUUAAAUGUCGUCUCUGGUGUACGUGAUCAAGAUGACAAAGACCAGCCUGAGAAUCUCCAGUAUCUGCUCGUCUCUAAUUUAAUCAAGGAGAUGGGGAAAAUUGCUCUUCAAAUGGAGGCUAUUCAGAUGAGAAUCAUUUUUAAUAGUUUUGGAAAGAUUUCUUUGCAAAUCAAGGACGAUGGAUUGCAGCGUUAUGCAUUUGACAUGGUGCUGCCCUUCUAUAAAGUUUGCGAAGGAUUUGCUGGGAAAGUCAUCUCUGAUGACUUGAAGCAGCUAGCUCAAGAAGUUUGUGAGAGUAUGCGGAACACUUUAGGCAUCCAAAAUUUUGUACAGGUUUACAGCGAGAUAAGAAAGAGUAUUAAGGUGAAGAGAGACAAGCGGAAAAAAGAGGAAAAGGUCAUGGCCGUCGUCAACCCUAUGCGAAAUGCCAAGAGGAAGCUACGGAAUGCAGCGAAACAUCGUGCCCACAAGAAAAGGAAGAUAAUGACCAUGAAAAUGGGAAGAUGGAGGCGUUGAGAAUUGAAAAAUUUUAUCGCUUCCAUGGACUAGCAAUUGAGUAUCUGGUUUUCUCCUGCAUUUUGCCUCCUCACUGUACUAUCAAUCAACUCUAGGGUGUCAGGUUUUAGCCAACCCUUCUUUGUAUAGCAAAACAUUUUAUAACUGUUUUUGAGCUAUUCUUUUAGUAACAGGAUCACCUCUCCAAAUGCAAAUUUUGCAAUUUUUAUA
Molecule: messenger RNA, 8466 nt
Organism: Ricinus communis (castor bean)
Lineage: Eukaryota; Viridiplantae; Streptophyta; Magnoliopsida; Malpighiales; Euphorbiaceae
Product: small subunit processome component 20 homolog
Exons: 31
Coding region: 154-8256 (2700 amino acids)
Cellular component (GO): nucleolus; small-subunit processome; 90S preribosome
Source: RefSeq, a predicted model, not a curated record